AUGGGAACCGGAGGUGACGGUGGCGGUGGCGAACGCCUGGAGGACGGGGAGGUCUCGUUCCGGUCGGAGCGCGACCGCGAGAGGGACGAGAAAUCCCUGAGCAUAAUGAGCCCGUUCGACGAGCAGGAGGAAUGGGCCAAGAUUUCGGAGAUCAUGGCGUCGUUUGGCACCGGCCUCGUCAGGGAGUCUGUCUUCGUCACCGAGUUGGAAAAGGAGUUCCAAACGAGGCUAGUUUCGUCUGAUUUGUACGCAGGCCUGAGUUCAGACACCAGCAGCAGCCCUAUUGUCUCCACUUCCGUUGGCCAGUGGCUGUCAACGUUGGGCCUGGCCGAUUACGAGAACCUGUUCAUUAACUACGGAUUCGACGAUCUGGAUUUCAUAAUCUGUUCCCCUCGACAGAAUGGAGUUCUGGACGAGACCGACCUGAAGGACAUGGAGAUCACUAGCGAUCAAGAGCGCGCGGUGAUCCUGGACGCGGUUGGUUUGUUGAACAAACGCGUGGACAAGCGUGGAUCCGGCGGCAACGGGCAAUCGGUUGACGAGUGGCUGAAGAGCAUCCACUUGGAGAAUUACGCGGAGACGUUCAAGAAGAACCUGUACACGGACAUGGAGCGCGUGAGGUGCGUGUGGGAGGUGGAAUUGGCGACCGUGUUGGAGAUUCAGAAGCCAGCGCACCGUAAGAGGAUCCUCGCGUCGGUCAGCGGAUCGAGCGCGCGUGCGCAGAAUCGCAACUGCACCGGGCCCAACCUCGAGGACCUCAACAAGGAUCUGAACACCUUGGUGAGUGAGACAGUAGCAAGGUCGCGCGCGUUUUAUUCUUACCGAAGAUUCGUACAUGGAAUGGACAAUGAACGACUUACGUCCACUUUAUGAAAGUCACAGGAAUUGUACUUGGAUCAUGGAUGUAGACUUUGGCACGUGGUGUUCAAAAUUCAUUUCUGAAAAAUUCUUCGAAGUCAUCGAAGCACAGGGCAUUCGAUUGUGGAUUUUUACCUUUCCUUGAAAUUACUCGCUAA
This is a messenger RNA of Heterotrigona itama, 1016 nucleotides long. The record is from the annotation of a GenBank genome assembly. NCBI's taxonomy places the organism in Eukaryota, Metazoa, Arthropoda, Insecta, Hymenoptera, Apidae.